Molecule: messenger RNA, 1511 nt
Organism: Pollicipes pollicipes
Lineage: Eukaryota; Metazoa; Arthropoda; Thecostraca; Pollicipedomorpha; Pollicipedidae
Product: cysteine-rich motor neuron 1 protein
Cellular component (GO): plasma membrane
Molecular function (GO): protein binding; serine-type endopeptidase inhibitor activity
Source: RefSeq, a predicted model, not a curated record
AGGGCUGCCGCUCGCCGUCCGGCAAGUACCACAGCAGCAGCGAGCAGUGGCAGGAGGACGACUGCACCACGUGUCGCUGCGUGGACGGCGCCCACACCUGCCAGAGGCCCAUGUGCAAGGUCACCUGCCGACACCCGCGCACCGUGCCGGGCCGCUGCUGCCCCGUCUGUGACGUUUCAGACUGUGACGUGGCGUGCCGGCACGGCUACCGCACGGACGGCGAGGGAAACCCGCUCUGCGAGUGUCUGUCCGCCGACGAGGUGGCCAGGAACCCGCCCAGGUGUCGCAGCAUGGCUGGCUGCAGGAAGAGGUGUCCGCACGGCUUCAAAGUGGACGCGAACGGCUGCGAGAGGUGCAAGUGCAAGCGGUGCCGCAAGCUGAAGAGCUGCUCCCUGAGCUGCGCCGGCGGUCUGGCGGUGAACGAACGCGGCUGUCCCGAGUGUCGCUGUCGGCUGGAGGAGGCGCCGCCCACGGCCGCCGGGCUCAGCUGCGUCACGCCAGACGGAGCGAUGCACGCGGAGGGUGAGGCGUGGCACGACGGCUGCCGCCAGUGCUACUGCCACGCCGGCGUCGAGCUGUGCGCCGUCAUCGCGUGUCCCGUGCCGAGCUGCGACCACCCGGAGAUCAGGAGCGGCCAGUGCUGCCCCACCUGCGCAGACGCCGCCGAGCCUGCCGCCCACCACCCGAACACCACCGUCUGCCAGGCGGUGGAUGGCGGCACGUACGCCGACGGCCAGAGCUGGCGACUGGACGCGUGCACGCGCUGCCUGUGCCGCGCCGGACGCGUGCUCUGCAGCGUGCCGCAGUGUCCGGCGGCGGCCGCCUGCCAGAGCUGCCGCUGCGAGGACGGCGUCAGCCACUGCUUCCACGAGCGCUGCCCGUCGCUCGCCUGCACGCGGCCCGUGCUGAUGAAGGGCAGCUGCUGUCCCGACUGUCUCGAACCGCCGGAGACCUCCAGCUGUGUGUACAACAACCGAACGCUGGAGGUGGGCCAGACGCUGGCCGUGGACGCGUGCAAGAGCUGCACCUGCGAGGCGGGCGUGGUCGUGUGCGCGCGCAAGGUCUGCUCGGUGGCCUGCGACAACCCGGUGCCGGUGCCGGGGCAGUGCUGCCCCGUCUGUAAAGACGAGUCGAGCUCGCGCCGCAACUACCACUUCCUGAACGGCACGAGUAAGGUAGCGCACCGCACUCGGGUGCCGGCGCCGGACGCGCCCACGCAGACCUCGCGGCCCGGUGUACAUCGGCAGUCAGGCGGCUCCCGGCCCACCCUGCUGCACAUCGUGCUGUACGCCGUGCUGGCCUGUGUGCUGCUACUGGUGGCGGCCGUCGUGCUCUGGUGCGUCUGCCACCGCCGCCGCAGCGUCUACACGCCUAAGCACGAGCGAGCCGACGAAAAGAAGCCGCUGAACGGGCCCCAGACGCUCGACCUGGCGCAUCUGAACGGCGCCGGCGGGCCGCCCAACGCGUGUGCGCAGGACAGACCGGCUAUCAGCGUUAUCCGCCACACGUAG